AUGUUGAGUCACGUGGCGAGGUUGCUGUCACUCUUGGCAGUAGUAGCUUUGUCUAGCACAGUUAACUACCAGUCAGUAACUCCAGGUAGUGUAAUUGUCUACUCAGAGCUGCCACUAAUCACAGCAUUCGAUCUCUCACUAGUUGAAGGCUUUAUAGACCCCCACUGUAUUGGCGGGAGAGACAGCAUCGUGCACCUGUUUGAGUGGAAAUGGAACGACAUAGCCGCUGAGUGUGAGCGGUUCUUAGGGCCCUACGGCUUCUGUGCCGUACAAACCUCCCCUGCCAAUGAGAACAGGAUCGUCUACAGCCCUAACCGCCCCUGGUGGGAGAGGUACCAGCCGGUCAGCUACAAGAUACAGACCAGGUCUGGGACGGAGGCCGAGUUUAGGAGCAUGGUCCAGCGGUGUCAGGCAGCGGGGGUCAGAAUCUACGUGGAUGUGGUCCUCAAUCACAUGACAGGGGCCGGGGGGUCGGGCCAGGGAACAGCAGGAACUUCCUACGACGCCGGCGGUCUGCAGUUCCCUGGGGUUCCCUUCGGACCGACGGACUUCAACGACUACAGCAACUGUCCGACCUGGGACCUCAACAUCCAUAACUAUAACAACAUCGAUGAGGUCAGGAACUGUCGUCUGGUGAGUCUCCUGGAUCUGAAGAUGGGCAAAGAUUACGUCAGGCAGAAGGCCGCGGAUUUCUUGAACCACCUGAUUGACCUGGGUGUGGUUGGGUUCAGGGUGGACGCUGCCAAACACAUGUGGCCCGGUGACCUCGUCGCUCUCUUCCAGAAGGUCAAGAACAUUCCAGGUGGGGGCAGGCCUUUCCUCUAUCAGGAAGUUAUCGACCAAGGGGGGGAACCGAUAAAAGCAGAGGAAUAUUUUUCUACAGGCAGAGUUACCAACUUUAAGUUUGGCUUGGAGUUAGCCAAGGUGUUUAGACGCCAGAACGCCAUGAAGUGGUUGAGCAACUUCGGCGUGGGAUGGGGCAUGUGGUCAUCUGAGAUGGUGGUCAACUUCAUCGAUAACCAUGACAACCAGAGAGGUCACGGGGGCGGUGGUGGCGUGCUGACCCACUGGGAGCCCAGGCCUUAUAAGCUGGCCACGGCCUUCAUGCUCGCUCACCCCUACGGGAUGUCACGUAUCAUGAGCAGCUUCGAGUAUAACAGGGCCAACGACUACGAGGGGCCACCACAUAACGGUGAUAUGAGCAUCAAGGACGUGACGCUCAGCGGUAUGAUCUGUAACAACGGCUGGUCGUGUGAGCAUAGAUGGCGUCAGAUCUACAACAUGGUUGCCUUCCGCAACAUGGCCAGGGGUACAGCGGUCAACAACUGGUGGUCAGGUGCCGACUAUCAGAUCGCUUUCUCUAGGGGAGACAAGGCUUUCAUCGCCCUCAACCUGGAGGGUUAUGAUAUCAACCAGACACUGCAGACCGGUUUACCAUCCGGUACCUAUUGUGACGUCAUCAGCGGUAACUAUGAAAACGGCCGGUGUACGGGCGCCUCCGUCAACGUAGGUUCUGACGGUAGAGCACACAUCAAUGUUUGCUCCCAGUGUGACGAUCCUAUGGUCGCCAUACACGUUGGUGCAAAAGUCGGAUCGCCAGCACAAAGGUAUUAGCACCAGACAGAAUUUGCUAGAAUAUUUAUUAAAGUAUUGAUUUCACAAAGGUAUUAGCACCAAACAGUAUUUGCUAGAAUAUUUAUUAAAGUAUUGAUGUA
Messenger RNA from Physella acuta, 1715 nucleotides. RefSeq names its product alpha-amylase. Lineage: Eukaryota; Metazoa; Mollusca; Gastropoda; Physidae. The record is from RefSeq and is a predicted model, not a curated record. Gene Ontology annotation, molecular function: alpha-amylase activity; cation binding. Gene Ontology annotation, biological process: carbohydrate metabolic process.